AUGUCAACUUUUACUGAUUCUAGAGAUAAAUCGCCGGCGAAAACUGUAAGCCGUCUGGCCUCAACCGACGACUCUAUGGUGGAAAGUACAGAUGAUGACGUUGAUUCAUCAGAUGUAGAUGCAAAAGCAGAAAAAGAGUCGCAGCUGGAUGAUUUAAGCAAAAGAACAAAAAUGUUGAUGGCAGACUUCAAGAAACCUCUGCUACGCCCACUGGACUCAUCUAGGGUUGAGGUAUCGCCAGCAAGCGCUGUUCUAGAUGUACCUGAGCAGAGAGCAAUGAUAAGCGAAGGCGUACAGGGCGUAUGUACUUGGCGAUACGGUGGAAGUGGACAAUGA
Messenger RNA from Cylicostephanus goldi, 336 nucleotides. The record is from the annotation of a GenBank genome assembly. Lineage: Eukaryota; Metazoa; Nematoda; Chromadorea; Rhabditida; Strongylidae.